CUUCUCAAACCUCCUCAUAGUGCGACGAUCCAUCCAGCCUUGAAUUCCUCUCUUCAGGUUCUCACAACCAUUGGGUUGGGAUGCACAGUAAUAACAACCUGGGUCGCAACCUGGAAAUAAACCAGCUUGCAGCAGCCUUCUCUUGAUGUCAAGGAGAGGAGUUGACAGAUCUCUCACAUCAUAGACAUGGACUGUGUCUAUGAUAGCGUUAACAGUCUUGUCAUGCUUUGGCAUGGGAGCAGUAAUGACAUUCGGAGUUUCCGGCGGGUCAAACUCGAUUUCAUCAGCUUCAUCUUCAACCUUGACACAAGAAAAUUUGGAUUUUCGAAUUUGACCAAUAUUCAAUCAUUUUUGAAAAUGUAAGGGUGUAACUUGCAUGAUUUUUUAGGACGACAUGUUUUGAAGAAAAUGUAUAAAGAAAAAGAAGGAAAAUGUAUGAGUAAAAUAUGGAGGUGCUAAAAGCAAAUCCUAUGUUUUGGCGUACUAGAAAACAUGUUUCAGCCCAAACGUGUGUUUUUGUCCGGAAAAAAAUAACAUCAAGCUUUGCCGUAAUGAUUCCCUGAGCUCUUGGCUUUCAAAGAACAUUUCUAGCAUUUGAAGUUAUUGUUGUGCUGAAAUCAUGUAUGGUUGUUGAUAAGGAUUUCAUAUUCCUCAAAUCAGAUGGCUUUUUUGUUUCAUAAAUUUCAAGAGGGUGUGAAAACCCUUGCAAGAAGUCCCACUUUUGCUUUUGCUAGGGAUCCAAGACAAAAUCUUCAACAAAACAAACUCUUAUAAAUUAGGAUACUAAUAAUCUUAAUAGUUCAUUCUCUGGAAAUUCUAGUGAGGAAUAUUCAAAGAUAGAAUGGUUUUGGAGCAUGGCAUAUCACUUGAUGGAGAAGAUGCAAUGCACUUCAAUUUUAUUGAUGACAUGAACCCCCGCCGGCUCUACCAAUUUCUUUGUCGUUUGGCCAGAACAAAACACGGCGGUGAAGCUUGUGAGAAUGGUGCUGAUCAGAAGAAGAAGGAGGAGUGUGCUUCUGUCAAAAUUGUUGAAAAAGGAAAAAAGAAUGGUGUGGUUAAUAGGAGUUGUGAAGAAGAUGCUAAAAAUAAGGAUAUUUUGAAAGAGGAAGCUUCUGAAGCCAUUGCUAGGUUUUUCUACGACAAUGCCAUACUGCCCAAGAUGGUAGAGAGUAAGGAGUUUAUUGCUAUGUGUGGUAUGAUUUCAAGACUCGGCGUUGGAUAUGAGCCACCGUCUAGCAUUGAGAUUAGUGAAAAAUGUUUGGCGAAAGCAAAGUCGGCAGAUAAAGCUUUGGAAGAACACAGAGCUGUAUGGAAGACAAGAGGGUGCACGAUAAUGGUUGAUGCGUGGAUUGACAAGAAUAAGCGAUCCAUACUAAACUUGUUUGCGAACAGUAUAAAGGGAACAUACUUUUUGAAGUCUGUUGAUGCAACUGAUAUGUUGGAAUCGGAGACGCCUUUCAAACUCUUUAAGAUGAUGGAUGACAUUGUUGAAGAGGUUGGAGAAGAAAAUGUUGCCCAAAUUGUGACGGACAAUACACCAUUCUAUAAAGCUGCUGGUGAGAUGCUGAUGGAGAAGAGGACUAGGUUGUAUUGGACACCUUGCGUAACACACUGCAUUGAGAUGAUAUUGGAAGAAUACGAGAAGAAGAUUCCGAUAUAUGAAAAGACAAUUGCAAAGGGUAAAAGAAUUACAAACUUUAUUUAUUCGAGGAAUUCUAUGGUUUCUCUAUUGCAUAGGUUCACAAAAGGAAUGGAUUUGGUGAAGCCGAGUAUUACUCGCUGUGCCACGUCCUACUUAACUUUAGACUGUCUUUAUGAGAACAAGGUAGCUUUGAGAAAAAUGUUCAUAUCCAAGGAGUGGAGGUCCAGCCAGUUUGCAAAAACAAGUGUUGGAAAAUCUGUUGAGGAUGUGGUUUUUGACAAAGAGUUUUGGAAAAAUAUUUUGAUGUGCUUAAAAGGUGCAGGUCCUUUGAUCGAAGUGCUUCGUUCGGUGAAUUCAAUCGACGAACCAGCCACCGGUUUUAUUUAUGAGGCAAUGGAGCAAGCUAAAGAGGAAAUAAGAAGCAACCUUUCCAUUGAAAGUUUUAUACCUCUAAGGAAAAUAAUUUAUGAAAGAUGGGACAAACAACGUCUCAACCCUUUGCACGUGGCAGCCUAUUUUCUCAAUCCUCAAUAUCACUAUUGUAUUGGACUUAGAGACGAUGAUAAUAUCAUUGCGCGUGGUCUACAUCAGUGUAUAACCAGGAUGGUGGGCAGUCCAGAAGAAAGAGCCAAGAUUGAAAUUCAACUUGAUGAUUUCGAAAAACGGGCAAAUCUUUUGGGUGAUCCUCUUGCUGUAAUGAGAGCUAGUUACGAGACUCCGUCAGUUUGGUGGACUGAUUUUGGAGGUGGACUACCGGAGCUCCAAAGUCUUGCUAUUCGUGUAUUAAGUUUGACAUGUAGUUCUUAUGGAUCUGAGAUUAAUCAGAGUGCUUUCAAGAUGGUCUGUGCCAAGAGAAGAAAUCUUUUGAGUCAAGAGGCGGGUAAUUCAAAAUUGGGUGAGAAGAGGCAAGGUAGAGGAUCAGUUGAGCUAAAUCUGAAUGAUGAUGGAGAUAUUGAAGGUUUAGAUGCGGACGACUUGGGUUAUGAUAUGAUUUCUGAUUUGCAUGGCGAAUAUGCUAAUGGAGAUGAAGAUCAAACAGGACCUUAUUGGCGUUAAUUCCCCUGAACCUGACAAAAAGCGAAGGAGGAUCGAGAAACUUCCGUGUAAUGUGCUUGUGGACUGAUCUCCCUUGAAACUUAUUCUAGUUUUUCUUUAUGUGGAUGAAGGUGGGCUGGAACUUGUUCUAUUGUAUACAUAUGUGCAAAAUCUUGUAUGUUACAUAAAUCAUCCUUAGCUACCAAACUUGUCAUAAUAUUUCAAUUUAGGCUGUCAAAUUGGUGUCCUAGAUUAAACUGUAUCUUAUCGCAAACGUGUUUACGUUUAGAAAUACUCUUGUAUGAACUAUGGAUGAAUCCCCUCAUUUUUUAAUGAAAUAAAGUAUUUUAUGAAAAUUCCUCC
This is a messenger RNA of Vicia villosa (hairy vetch), 3040 nucleotides long. RefSeq lists its product as uncharacterized. NCBI's taxonomy places the organism in Eukaryota, Viridiplantae, Streptophyta, Magnoliopsida, Fabales, Fabaceae. Gene Ontology annotation, molecular function: protein dimerization activity. The coding region runs from base 842 to 2698 and encodes 618 amino acids. The record is from RefSeq and is a predicted model, not a curated record. The transcript is spliced from 6 exons.